This is a messenger RNA of Annulohypoxylon truncatum, 1799 nucleotides long. RefSeq names its product cytochrome P450. The transcript is spliced from 11 exons. Gene Ontology annotation, molecular function: oxidoreductase activity, acting on paired donors, with incorporation or reduction of molecular oxygen; monooxygenase activity; heme binding. The record is from RefSeq and is a predicted model, not a curated record. Bases 80 to 1645 code for a protein of 521 amino acids. NCBI's taxonomy places the organism in Eukaryota, Fungi, Ascomycota, Sordariomycetes, Xylariales, Hypoxylaceae.
UUCAUACAUUUCAACAAGCCUAGCCUCCAGUCGACGCAUCCAUUUGAGAGAUAUAUUGUUAUCAAGUGACUUAGGAACUAUGGAUUUCUUCUCGAUUAACUCGUCCCAGUCAGCGUUAGCCACUAUUGGCGGUGUCUGCGUUGGGUUUCUUAUCCUCUUUACCGUAGUUCAAAAAUCCGAGUUCCGACAUAUCCCAAAAAUCAAUGGGAUAUACAGUCAUCUUCGUCGGCGUGUGGAAGCCUGGAUGUACUUGUUUGACGGGACACACAUCAUCGAGCGCAAUUUCAACAAGGCCAAUGGAAAUCCCUUCGAGGUAUUCUCCCCAGAAAAUCGCUAUGUGUUCGUGUCGUCAAGAAAACAUAUCAAAGAACUUGACUCGGCUCCGGACACAGUAUUGUCCCUCCAAGCUGCGUCGAAGGAGAUGCUUCAACCCAAGUACACAAUGCAUGGUUUUAACUGGUUUGACCGAAGGGGGACUGAGGGAAUUGGCUUUGUCCGGGCCCUUCGCACUCUCCUUACAAACAACGUGCCUCAAAUAGUUCCAGAGCUCAGUGUUGUCGUCCAACAACAGUUCCUUGAACUAGGCUUAGCGCACGGAGAAAAGAAUGGUUCAUUCAAAAUUCCGAUCUAUCCGUCGAUAGUACAACUUGUCGUUCUCUCGAAUGCCCUCUCAUUCUUCGGCAAGGAGCACGCAAACAACAAAUACUUCAUGGAGUCUGCCCUGAUGUACAUUGAAGAGACUAUUAUGUGCGCUGAGAUCGUCAAGUUGCUCCCAGGGUUCUUGUCACCUUUGAUUGGGGGCCUGAUAGCAAGGCGACUCAAAUCCCACGAAGUCAUCUUUCAAACUCUGCUAGAAACAGCAGAAGAGCGGUGUCGGGAAAGAGAUCAGAAGCAUCUUGGUCAAACUGUGCCACAACAUGCCGAUUGUAUUCAAUGGAUCAUGGAGACAUCACCGCGCGAACGGCCCUGGACCCCGGAGCGUAUAGUUCACGAGCUGAUGGCGAUUUGGUUUGGCUCUGUGCAUGCAAUGGCUACUACGAUAACAUUCGCAGUCCACGACCUUUGUCUUCACCCGAGUUACAAGGAGCCACUCCUGCAGGAAUGUGUUGCGGAUUAUGAGAAAUUCCAAGGAAGUGGAAUGGGACUUCCGCUCCUUGACAGUUUCAUCAAAGAGUCUGCGCGACUAACGCCUGUAGAGUCAAUGAGUACUCGACGAGCUGCUCUCCAGCGCUUCACCCUCUCUGAUGGCACCACUAUAUCUCCCGGUGAGUGGGCUUGCACGCCCGUCCGCGCUAUAAUGCAGUCUGCCGAGCAUUAUCCCGAGCCGACUACUUUCUAUGGCUUCCGGUUCGCAAACCAGACCGCAGUAGGAGAGUCAGAUACUACUGGCGACUUGAAUUUCAGACAGCCAAGCCCGUCCAAGCUUACCGACGUAGACCACGCCUGGCACGUUUGGGGAACGGGGAGAAUGGCUUGUCCCGGAAGAUAUUAUGCGACGGCGGUGAUGAAAGUGAUCAUGGCGCAAAUAAUAUUGAAUUAUGACUGCGAGCUGGAGGAUGCCCAACAGCCCCGUUGGUUCUCGUGGCGCUCGACGGUGCUGCCAAGGAAAAAUACCAUGGUCCGCUUCACAUCAAGAUGCAUUUGAAGGAGCUUUCUGUAGGACUCGGCGUCAAUUGAGGCAGAGCUCGGCCUCUUGGCGAAGUUUACAAUGUCGUAUCUCAUCGAAUGGAAUUGUCCUCGUCGUGUUAGUUAUAAGUUAUAUAUCUCUUCAUUUCGUGUUACACGCUCGUUGAUUCAGA